This is a messenger RNA of Chenopodium quinoa (quinoa), 1871 nucleotides long. Its product is annotated as hexokinase-3-like. Gene Ontology annotation, cellular component: mitochondrion; cytosol. Lineage: Eukaryota; Viridiplantae; Streptophyta; Magnoliopsida; Caryophyllales; Amaranthaceae. The record is from RefSeq and is a predicted model, not a curated record. Gene Ontology annotation, biological process: intracellular glucose homeostasis; glucose 6-phosphate metabolic process; glycolytic process. The transcript has 9 exons. Gene Ontology annotation, molecular function: mannokinase activity; glucokinase activity; ATP binding. The coding region runs from base 1 to 1530 and encodes 509 amino acids.
AUGGGAAAAGUGGGGUUUAGUUUAGCGGUGGGAAUAGCGGUGGUGACGUGUGCGGUGGCGGCGGCGGUGGUCGGAAAAAGGGUAAGAAGUCGGAGAAAAUGGAAGAGAGUUGUUGGUGUUUUGAAAGAAUUAGAAGAAGCUUGUGGGACCCCUGUUAGUAGAUUGAAGCAAGUUGUUGAUGCUAUGGCUGUUGAGAUGCAUGCUGGUUUAGCCUCUGAAGGUGGCUCUAAGCUCAAAAUGUUGCUCACUUUUGUUGAUAAACUCCCCAUUGGGAGUGAGAAGGGAAUAUAUUAUGCACUAGAUCUUGGAGGUACUAAUUUUAGGGUCUUGCGGGUUCAGCUAGGAGGACGAAGAUCUGGUAUCGUCAGACAAGAUGUUGAAAGGAAGCCAAUCCCUGAGCAUUUAAUGACUAGCUCCAGUGAGGACCUGUUUGAUUUCAUAGCGACAUCUCUGAAGGAAUUUUUCGAUCAAGAGAAUGACAAGGAUUCAGACAUUUCUCCUGCCCCAAGAAGGGAACUUGGUUUUACCUUUUCUUUUCCUGUGAAGCAAACAUCAGUCUCCUCUGGAAUUUUGAUGAAAUGGACGAAAGGAUUUUCCAUUCAAGACAUGGUUGGGAAUGAUGUCUGUGAAUUCUUGCAUCAAGCAAUGUCUAGACAGGGCCUAGAUAUGCAUAUUGCAGCCUUGGUAAAUGAUACUGUGGGAACUUUGGCACUUGGACAUUAUAAUGAUGAGGACACUGUUGCUGCAGUGAUCAUCGGGACUGGAACAAAUGCCUGUUAUUUUGAGCGGGCAGAUGCUAUCAUAAAGUCUCAAGGUUUUCCAACAUCUUCUGGAGGCAUGGUUGUUAAUAUGGAGUGGGGUAACUUUUGGUCGUCCCAUUUACCAAGAACUUCUUAUGACAUCGAGUUAGAUGCAGAGAGCCCUAAUCCCAAUGAUCAGGGUUUUGAGAAAAUGAUAUCUGGAAUGUAUCUGGGUGAGAUUGUGAGAAGAGUUAUAUUGAGGAUGUCAAAGGAGUCUGAUGUAUUUGGACCUAUUUCUUCAAACUUAUGCAAAGCUUUUAUCUUGAGGACGCCUUUGAUGUCGACAAUGCAUGAAGACGAAUCUCCUGAACUGGAAGUAGUAGCAAGAAUUUUGGAUGAGGUUCUUGGGAUUAGUGAUGUGCCUUUAAAAGUCCGGAAACUCGUUGUGAACAUAUGUGACGUGGUAACCCGUCGAGCAGCCCGCCUUGCAGCUGCUGGUAUCGUCGGUAUACUAAAGAAAAUUGGUCGAGAUGGGAGUGGUGCGGUUGCUAGCAGCAGAGCCAAAGGCCCAAGCAGCAGCAAUAGAUUGAGGAGAACAGUGGUUGCAGUUGAAGGCGGCCUAUAUUCAAAUUACAGAAUGUUCAGAGAGUACUUGAAUGAUGCCGUGGCCGAGAUUUUGGGGGAGGAACUCGCCCCUUACGUAAUUCUGAAGGUAACUGAAGAUGGGUCAGGCAUCGGAGCUGCUCUUCUUGCAGCCACAUACUCGUCACCUGAGACUGUUGAUACGUAAAAAAAAAAAAAAAAAAAAAAAAAAAAAAAGGUUGCUUUGCCUUAUACAUAUAAUGUGUGCAUAUUAUAUAUAUUUACAUAAUAUAAGUAUAGGCCUUUUGUACAAAGAUGUAGAAUUCAUUGGGGUCGGUCCAUAUGUAUUCAGUAUAUAUAUGGUAGUAUAAGGGCGGCUUUCGGGGUCUUGUGCAGCAGUUGAUAGGGUGUUCUUUCUAUCCAUUCUUAUUAGUAUAGCAAAAGUGUAAUAUUUUGGUAAGAAUAGUGCAUUUGUUUUUGGUUUGUAUUGUGUACAUAUAGGACAGGUUAUCAAUCUCAUGGCCUCUCUUUCUCAAGCUCAAUAUUCUA